Messenger RNA from Vitrella brassicaformis, 2126 nucleotides. The record is from the annotation of a GenBank genome assembly. NCBI's taxonomy places the organism in Eukaryota, Vitrellaceae.
UCAGACACAAAAGCGGUCCAUAAGACGCUCGUGCGCACGGCGGGGAGACGGGGCGUGUGCAGCGCGGUAGGUGAUUGUGAAAGUCUUGAGCGGGCCGAGGGUCGAUGCGUGACGGACCUGAAAGGCGUCACAGGAGAGAUUGACGCACACGUGGGCGUGGCGUCUGGCGUCCUCUGUGCUCUGUGUUGAUGCUUCUGUACCUCCAGGCAGUAGGUAGUGAAGCCGUCACUCGUGGUCUUCCACUUCCACUCUACAGGCAGACCAAGCACACACACAACCACACCUUUGCCACACGGACGUCUCCAGUAUAUGCAGGCCGCUGCUCACCGAGUCGUACGCCCUCGAAUGUCCCCCCCAUUUCCUCUGUCGUCGCCUCCCGUCGACGGAACCCCAGUCCAUCGCAGAGCUGCCCCACACUCUCCCUCGCCUUGACUUGCUGACGCAGCUCAUCCAUCAUGCGCCCGGCAUCCUCUAGCGCCCUCUCACUGUCACCCACACUGAGGGACGCCUUACUCCUAUGCGCCGAUGCUCCUUUCGCCUUGACGGGCAUCGUCAUCAACUGCCGCCAGAACUCGUCAGCGAGCUCCUUGGCCUCGAUCGAGCCGUGCGUGCCCUCCGAAAAGGCCUUGUGCGCCCCCAUGCCGUGCACCACCCAUGCCCUCCUCCCUUGAUCAUACGACACGCCCUCGGGGACGCUGCCGUGCGACGCAGGCGCCCGCUUGAAUGGUGAUAGCGUUGUGCGGCGGAUUGGCUUGGCCGCCUUCCUGCUGGUGCUGCUGCUGGUGGCGCGUGACGUGAGGGACUGCCGUCGGCUUCUGCUCUGUGUGGUGGGGCGAGUCGGGUCGUAGAAGAGUGGCACAGGGGGGAGGGAGUAGGACGAGGGUGAGAUGAGUGCUGGGGGGUUGGCGCCUGUAUGGUGGAUGGGGUUGCGGGAAACGGGGAGAGCUGAGAGAAGAUAAACCACACGUGAGAGCCAGUCGUGAGAGCCCCGUGGAUCUUGCCCUGUUCACCUUUGAUAGUAUUCUCCCAGGCCUCUUGUCUCUCGCGCACAAAUGCCUCGGCUUGUUCUUUGGCCGUGUCGCUCCCUCCUUCUUGGCUCACAGGGACCUCCAGCACCCUCAGAUACCCGCCACACCGCCACACAGCCCGCCAGCACUUCUUGUCUUCAUCAUACACCACGCCGGUCGUUUGAUGGCUACUCGCCGGCUCCGGCGUUUCGCCCUGCGUGGUGCGGAUCUCCUCGCAGAAGGCCAUGGCUUGCUUCUUGGCGCGUUCGGAGCCUCUGUGGCGGCUUCUGUGAGUACACACACACGCAUGUGUCGCUGCGUGUGUGCAUAUGGAGGUGUGAUGGUUGUGGCUGACCUGAAAUGUCGCGUGGUUAGUCGUCCGGCGCCGUCGAGAUGGAUGACGGCCCAGCCCACGUGGAUGGGGUCAGGGUUGAACUCGACGCGGGGCAGGUGGCCAGGCCGGCCGAGGUACCCACCUGACAUGACGAGUGCCUGCUUAGCUUAUUCUCAUCCAUCUUGUGCACCUGUCUGCUUGUUCCUGCCCGGUUGUUUUUGGUCGCUGUCAGAAUUGGUGUGAAUGGACUCGGCCUUCAUAUCCCUAUUGUCGUCACGCCCAUCCCUCGCCAACGGCAACGAACCAUCACCCACGGCACAUACACCUAAAGACGAAGGCAUUUCGACGUGUGAUUGAUCAUUGUUCAUACUUCCCAUCCCACUCACCUUGUCCCACGCCUUUGACCGUCUCGAGCCGCGGCGUGGCCAAGGCAGGUCGCUUCCGGGGCCGCUUUGGCGACGCCUUGCCGGUGUGCCCAUCGUCUUUGUGUAAGCUCUGGUCGGUUGGCCUGAGCCGGGCGUCGCUGGGGUCGCCUCCCUCUACCAUUGAGUCGGUGCUGUCAGGCGAUUUUGAUAAAGGUGCAACCUCAUCAGUCCGUCAAACCAGCUGACGCAGAUCACACGCGAAAACAGUGGAUAUCACAGGAAUAUGCGGGUGCAUCUCUUUCCUUCUUACUCACCUCACCUGCAUGUGGUGCGCGACUUCUGCGUGGCAGCAAGGCAGCAGAGGACGGUGACAAAAGGAGCGAAUUGAGGUGCGGCACCGAUGAGAGAUCUGAAUCAGCU